UGUCCGCGAGGAUGGAGCGGGAAGGUGGAGUGCUAAAGGAAGGUUUCCUUGUGAAAAGGGGUCACAUUGUCCACAACUGGAAGGUGAGAUGGUUUGUAUUGAGGCAGAACACGCUGCUGUAUUAUAAGCUUGAGGGGGGCAGGAAAGAGGCUUCCCCUAAAGGUCAGAUCCUCCUGGAUGGCUGCAGCAUCACAUGCCCCUGCCUGGAGUAUGAGAAUAGACCGCUCCUCAUUAAGCUAAGGACCAGGACAUCCACGGACUACUUCUUGGAGGCUUGUUCCAGAGAAGAGAGGGAUGCCUGGGCCUUUGAGAUAACAGGUGCAAUCCAUGCUGGCCAACCAGGAAAAGUCCAGCAGCUUCAUAUCAUGAAAAACUCCUUCCAGCUUCCCUCUCACAUCCGCCUUCAUGAUAUAAUUGACAAGAUGCAUGACAGUAGCUGUGGAAUACGCCCAUCGCCCAACAUGGAACAGGGAAGCACCUACAAAAAGACCUUCAUUGGCUCUUCUCUGGUGGACUGGCUCAUCUCCAGUCACUUUGCUGCUAGUCGGAUUGAAGCUGUCACUCUCGCCUCCAUGCUGAUGGAGGAGAAUUUCCUUAAGCCCAUUGGAAACCGGAGCACCGAAGCCAUUCGCUCAGGGGAUUUAGCGGAGCAGUUCCUAGAUGAUUCCACAGCCCUGUACAUUUUUACUGAAAGUUGUAAGAAGAAGACAAGUUCAAAGGAAGAAUUCAACUUUAGCACCGCUGAACUGAGUGGCACAGUGAUUAAACAAGGAUAUUUAGCCAAGCAGGGACACAAAAGGAAAAACUGGAAGGUGAGACGCUUUGUUCUGAGGAGUGAACCUGCUUUCCUACACUAUUACAACCCCUCCAAGGAGGAGAACAGGCCAGUUGGUGGAUUUUCUCUCCGUGGCUCCCUCGUUUCUGCUUUGGAGGAUAAUGGAGUUCCCACUGGUGUUAAAGGCAACGUGCAGGGCAACCUCUUCAAAGUGAUCACUAAGGAUGAUGUCCACUACUAUAUCCAGGCCAGCAGCAAGGCAGAGAGAGCUGAGUGGAUUGAAGCUAUCAAACGAUUAACGUGAGCUAGGUCACCAGGCUCACACCUACCUCUGAAGACAUCUUCAGAACCUCCUAUAUAAAAGGGAGGAUCAGACCUUUUGGCAAGACCUUGAACAUUCUGGUGACUUUCGAUAUAUAUUUGGUACUACUUUGAUGUGAUACUGGGGCUGAGGACCUCCUAGUUAUACAUAGGGUAUCCUUACUACCAACAUGUUCCUUAUAAACCAGGAUCCUAGUGUCUCAUCAACAUUUUCAUUUUGCUGUCAGACAAGGAACUGCUUUUUUAUGGACGCUUAAUCACAUUCUCCCAUGGCCUCAUACCAAUCUUCACAGAUGCUGAGGAGAGAUAAAACAGGAUACUUCUUUCUUCUUGACAACAAAUGGAAACAGGAGACUAUUUUUAGCUAUGUGUGAGAAUCAGAGCUCCACCCUGAGGAGGAAGCAUGUGGCCUGGUGUCCAGAAGUUACUUCUAUAGAACCACCUGUAGUCAUGCCAAUCAAAGCUACCAACCAAUUAGCUUGGAGCUGUGUGUAUGGACGGCCCUGCUUCCUGUUUCACAGAGGGCUUCUGGGAAAAGCGGUGGAAGAUCAUUCUCUUUUCAUCUGGAACUGGCUUGGUGACGGCAGAGAAAAGAAGGGUCCCCUUUUCGUCCAGGACUUUGGCGUGGUGGGGGACUUCACAUGGACUUCUAGAAAAAGCAGGGGUUUCCCUCUGGCUAUACUGAAUAGAUCUAAACUAGGGUUUUCUAUUCUCUCUUCA
This is a messenger RNA of Dromiciops gliroides (monito del monte), 1816 nucleotides long. RefSeq names its product pleckstrin 2 (gene PLEK2). Lineage: Eukaryota; Metazoa; Chordata; Mammalia; Microbiotheria; Microbiotheriidae. The record is from RefSeq and is a predicted model, not a curated record. Bases 12 to 1079 code for a protein of 355 amino acids. Gene Ontology annotation, biological process: intracellular signal transduction; actin cytoskeleton organization. The transcript has 9 exons. Gene Ontology annotation, cellular component: plasma membrane.